UACCUUCUCUCUACAGAGCUACUGCAAAACGGAGUUUCCACAAUUCAAGUGUUACUAUGGGUAUGAAGAUUCAAAAACCUCAUUCAACUACAUUUGAUGCACAUUUUAAAAAUCCUUAUGAUGGUGCAGUUGCAUUCUACAAGGAUGGUGUACUGAAAGCCUGGGUUGCACCUACUGAGGCUGAGAAAUUCACGACAGCUCAAGAGGUUCGAGAUGGAUUCAACAAGGCAAAGUGAACAACAGAAUAGAAGUAUAUCAUCAAUAUCUUGUUAAUUAUAGCAAUGAUAUGUUUACAGUUCACUAUCAAAUAAGUUGGCCAUAAUCUUACAGGCUAUAAUAUACUGGUUUCUCUGAAUAUAUUCCAAUUGUAUUGCUAUUAAAAUUGUGUUUUGUGUGUGAGA
Nilaparvata lugens (brown planthopper) is the source of this 401-nucleotide messenger RNA. RefSeq lists its product as uncharacterized. The transcript is spliced from 2 exons. Lineage: Eukaryota; Metazoa; Arthropoda; Insecta; Hemiptera; Delphacidae. Bases 57 to 236 code for a protein of 59 amino acids. The record is from RefSeq and is a predicted model, not a curated record.